Messenger RNA from Humulus lupulus (European hop), 2241 nucleotides. RefSeq names its product disease resistance protein RPP2A-like. The transcript is spliced from 7 exons. Bases 1 to 2241 code for a protein of 746 amino acids. Gene Ontology annotation, molecular function: ADP binding. Gene Ontology annotation, biological process: defense response. The record is from RefSeq and is a predicted model, not a curated record. NCBI's taxonomy places the organism in Eukaryota, Viridiplantae, Streptophyta, Magnoliopsida, Rosales, Cannabaceae.
AUGAAUCUAUCUGGGAACCUGAAGGCUCUCAACAUCUCCUCAAUGAAGUCCCACUCUAUUGUGUCAUAUGCCUUCCUCAGAUCUAGUUUAAUCAUACAGUUGGGUGAGUUAUUGGAGGAACGCCAUCAAGAUAUAGUCAACAUGUUUGCGAAGGAAAGACUUUCUCGUAAAAAGUUACUCAUUGUUCUUGACGAUCUAUUUGAUGUAGAGCAAUUUGAGUAUUUAGUUGGAGAUCGUAAUUGGUUAAGGCAUGGAAGUAGAGUAAUUAUAACAACUAGAAAUAAGCAAAUGCUUAAUAAUAUUGGGGUUGAUUGGAUCUACAUGGCAGAGCAACUAGAUGAUGGUGAAGCUCUUCAACUCUUUAGUUUGAAAGCAUUCCAAAGAGAUUCUCCACCAAAGAAAUACAUGGAGUUGUCGAAAGAAGUAGUGAAUUAUGCCGUAGGCAUGCCCUUGGCUCUAAAAGUUUUAGGGUAUAUUGAGAAUGAUUUUGAUGAUGGACUUGAUGAUCAUGAACGAGAUGCGUUUCUUGACAUUGCCUGUUUUUUUAAAGGAAAUAGAAUAACGUUUGUGGAAGAAAUUUUGGGUGGUUGUGGAUUUAAGGAUACCAUAAGAAAUCUCAUUAAUAACUCUCUCAUUAGUAUCACACAAGAGAAUAAGCUAUGGAUGCAUAAUUUGGUGCAACAAAUGGGGUGGGAAAUUGUUCGUCAACAAAAUCCUAAAGAGCCUGGAAAGCACAGUAGGUUGUGGAUUACUAAUGAAGUAUGUCGUGUUUUGCUACAUGAUUUAGGUACUUCAUCAAUUGAAGGAUUAUCACUUAACACAUUUCACAUGAAGUAUGAUAUAGACAUAAAACCUACCGCUUUCAAUGAGAUGUACAAUCUAAGAUUGCUUAGAAUUAUUGUAUGCAUGGGGAACUACAAAUUAAGUGUUUCUGGAGGUCUUGAUUUUCUUCCAGAUGCGCUUAGAUAUCUCGAGUGGGCUCAGUAUCCGUUGAAAUCCUUGCCAUCAAGUUUCAUUCCACAUAAUCUUGUAAACCUCGAUAUGCCCCUAGGCCAGUUUGAGCAUCUUUGGAAUGGACUACAGCAUGUGGAGAGCUUACAGUAUGUGAGUCUUUGUUUCUCAAAGAAGCUAUCUAAUAUACCAAAUUUGAGUAGGGCUAAUCUUAAGUGUGCAGAUUUUGAAGGUUGUACAAGUUUGGUUGAGGUUCCUUCAUUGAGGUUUCAACAAAUUAAUGAAAAAAAUUCUACUAAGAUAAUUAGGAACCAAAUUACAUCAAAUGUCUGGAGCAAAAGAGAAGACUUGUUAAGAUAUGGGCCAUUGCAGGGUCUCAAAGUCCAUGACUACUCUUUGAAUCUUAAUGAAUGCUCUAAUUUCAAAACUCUUUCCCAUUUGUCUGGAGGUAUUGAAUAUAUAUAUUUACGCUCGACUGCAAUAGAAGAACUUCACCAUUCAAUUUGGAGUCUUGGACAUCUAGCUUUAUUGGAUCUCAACAAUUGUAAAAGCCUCAAGAACCUACCAGAAGACAUUUGUAACUUGGAGUGCAUGAAGGAGCUAAACCUAGGUGGCUGCGUGUGUAUCAACAUGUUUCCAAAGCUUCCGAAGAAUAUAGUGAGAGUAGAUUUGAGUGGAUCAGCAAUAGAACAAGUCCCAUCAUCAUCAUUCGAUUAUUGUACAAGUCUUGAGGUUUUGUGUCUGAAAGAUUGCACAAGGCUUGAAUAUGUUUCAACAACUAUUAGCAAGUUAAAAUUGCUCAAUUAUCUUGACCUUUCUUAUUGCUCCAAAUUAAAGUGCUUCCCAAACAUCACAGAGCCUAUGGAACAUUUGGUGCAUCUUUAUUUGGAUGGUUCAGGGAUUGAGGAGAUACAAUACAGGUCGAUUAAAACUUUAAUUGGGCUUCGCAUGCUAAAUUUGAGGCAAUGCAAAAAUCUUAAAUCUCUUCCAAUAGGUAAUUUUUGUACAAGCCACCUUGAGGUUCUCUACCUACCAGAGCGUUUAGAAUUGGAGAGUUCAACAUUUCAGAGAUUUGAGUAUGAAUACUACCGUGAUGCUUAUAACACAGCUAAAAAUUCCAUCUUAAAUCAAGAAACAGCUUACUCUGAAGAGGGUUCUAUUCUUUUUGGCGAUAAAAUACCAUUUUGGUUCACACAACAGUCUGAAGGAUCAUCUAUAGGCUUUAAGUUUUCAUCAAAUUUGCUCGAAAUUGACUCAAUAACGCUAGCUUUAUGUGUUUGUGUUUCCUAA